UUCAGGAUAACCACUCCACCGCUACUGCGGUCAUAUUUAUCAGAAAUCAAAAAUACAGUUUAUUAUUAUUUAUUUAUUUUGUAUGUAAAUAAUUGCUUAAAUAGACCCUGGCCCAAAGGAUUUAAUUUUUCUUUUGUUUACUACAAAUAUGAGCCGGCUCCAAAUUGCGAUUUAGUUAUGGAGAACCUUUGCCGAAUAUGUGGGGGCCGCUCCAAGACGUUGGUGGGCAUUUUCAACAAUGAGGAUCCCAAGGGAGAUGUGCAACCCCAGCUCGCCGAGAUGGUCAGGAGUUGUGCCGACGUCCCCUUGGAUCCUGAUGAUAACUUGCCCCAAAAUAUCUGCAUUGCCUGUGUCCACGACGCACGCACUGCCUACGGAUUCAAGCGAAGGUGCGAAGAAAGCUACAGGAAGUUCUACCUGGCGAUGAGCAAUCAGCAGGUUAAGAUCAAGGAGGAACCCAACGAGGACUACCUGUUCAUUGAGGAUCUGUUCGACGGAAAUCUGGAGGUGAAGGAGGAGUUCGUCGCGGAAACUCCGAAGGGCUCUCCUGCCUCACAAACUGUUGAUUUAAAUGCGGAGUUCAUUGAGGAAACUCCCCAGCACUCACCUGCCCAAGAAGAAACGCCCAAAAAUGCUACCAAAAAGAGUAAACCACAACCAAAAGUCACUAGUAAACCAAGCAGACAGCCAAAAGCUAGACAGAAACCAUCCAUCAAGUGCGACCUUUGCAUCAAGGUGUUUUCGCACCACAGAAACCUCUUGGAACACAUGAAGAUCCACAGCAAUUCCCACGUAUGCAAAAACUGCGGCGAGCGUUUCCUGUUCAAGAGCGACCUGGACAAGCACCUGUGUUACCACACCAGCGAUUCCACCGUAGAGUGUCCCGUCUGCCUGAAGGUCUUUUCGAACACCCUAAGCCUGGAUAAGCACAAGUGCCGGGAGAUAGAGGAACGGCCCUUCCAGUGCCCCCACUGCCCGCAGACCUUCAGCCAGGACCAACAGCUCAAGGCUCACCUGUUGCUCCACCCUGAUCCCAGCCAGAGCGAAGGGCCCCACAAAUGCUCAGUCUGCCGGGCGGCCUUCUUCAAUAAGUCCGCCCUCAAGGUGCACAUUUACGCCCAUAAGGGCGAGCGGCCGUACUCCUGCCGCUACUGCGCGUCCAACUUCCGCUCCAGGCAGGGGCUCUUGGUCCACAUUCGCACGCACACGGGCGAGAAGCCCUACAAGUGUCCACACUGCCCUAGAACCUAUGCGGACAGCAGCAACCUGUCCAAGCACCGGCGACGCCACACCGACGAACGGCCCUACAAGUGCACCAUCUGUCCGCAGGAUUUCCGGGAGAAGCACCACCUGAAACGCCACUUUAUGGGCAAGCAUCGGGACGACGACCAGCCACUGGCGUUGGAGUGAUGCGCCUCAGACAUAACACUGAAGUUGGUUCACUUUUUAUUGGAAAUGGCUUCGACACUUAGUAUUACCGGCAUUCGUAUGCGUUUCUAAAACUGGAUUUCGUAGAAUCAGAAAAAAAUCACUUCGAUGUGAUUCCAAAAGGCGAAGCCAAACCGGUUUCCAUUCAAAACGAAAAUCGUUAUAGACACGAUUGCAGCGUUGCCGUCCGUAUGCGUUUGGGCCACGUGGCACCUUGGGCAUAAACAAACAAGAGACAUCCACCCCUAAAACGGCCCGAAAAGGGCAUUCGAAAUAAAACAACAAGUUGUAUGUUUAUAAAUUAUAAGUCUUACAAAUUGUAAUUGUGGUUUCCGUUUGCUUAGAACAUCAAAGCAGCAACCAAUAUACAAAAAAUACCGAA
This is a messenger RNA of Drosophila biarmipes, 1810 nucleotides long. Its product is annotated as zinc finger protein 664. Gene Ontology annotation, cellular component: nucleus. Gene Ontology annotation, biological process: regulation of transcription by RNA polymerase II. The transcript is spliced from 2 exons. The record is from RefSeq and is a predicted model, not a curated record. Gene Ontology annotation, molecular function: RNA polymerase II cis-regulatory region sequence-specific DNA binding; DNA-binding transcription activator activity, RNA polymerase II-specific; zinc ion binding. Bases 178 to 1410 code for a protein of 410 amino acids. Lineage: Eukaryota; Metazoa; Arthropoda; Insecta; Diptera; Drosophilidae.